Molecule: messenger RNA, 2489 nt
Organism: Monomorium pharaonis (pharaoh ant)
Lineage: Eukaryota; Metazoa; Arthropoda; Insecta; Hymenoptera; Formicidae
Product: PI-PLC X domain-containing protein 1
Exons: 7
Coding region: 812-2119 (435 amino acids)
Biological process (GO): lipid metabolic process
Molecular function (GO): phosphoric diester hydrolase activity
Source: RefSeq, a predicted model, not a curated record
CCUCUCAUCUCCCCUCCCCUAUCGUCGACUUGGCAGUAUGCAGAAACGUCAUCGCGUUAAUUUCCUGGGCAGAAGGAGGGGAGGGGGAUCCAACGGGGAUCCCAAUCGGGAUCAAUCGUGUUGCGUAGGUAGAGCAAGAUUAAAAGAUAACUUCAGGGUGGGGGGGGGGGCGUCCUCUUCUUCGAGCUUCCUUAUUUCAUAACUUUGAUUUCUUCAACUCGCGUGAGGACAUAAAAAAAAAAUUAUCCUCGAACUGGACGAGUCAUCGUUAGAAGUGUGAUAGAUGUUAAGCAAGAUUUACGAAGCACAUGCGCACGGAUUUCGUCCUCAGGAGCGACGUAAGGUAUCAGAGACAUGUUUACGAUGUCGUAAAGAAGAGUGAAAACAAAGUGAUUGGCAUAAUUGGCAUCGCGCGACAGAAUGGAGAUAAACAGUCGGCAUUCGUAAUCAACGCGCGAAUCAUUUUCCUUGGCAGCUAUGUGCCUCGACGCGAUUCUGUCGUCAUCGCGUUCGCCACGUUCUUGAACUUGCACAACUUGACUUGGUUACACGCGUACGACGUUUACGAUCAGUUGCGAUCUAUCAACGGAGAGAGGUACCAGCGCGUCGAACCGCGAGAAGACUCACGCGACUGUCUUUUCCCCGAUUGUUGUAACGCAAGCUGGCGUACGAGUGUGUCACAGUUUGUAGCCAGUUGGCUUCGUGGAAAGAAUUGAAACGAUUGAGGGGACAGCGAGAAGAAUGUCAACGGCUCGAAGAGGCGUUUAGAUUUUAUUUACUACGGUCCUCGCGCGUUAACUCGUGCACGAAGAUGAAGUUACUUACAAUCGUUUCCGCCCUUUUCCCUUGGUUAACGAUCGUCGACUGCAUGUCGACUGCGAGAUUUUGUGGUCCAGAGACGGGAGACGAUUUCCAACGCGCGCACGUCGGCCUGAUUAUCUCGCCCAUAAUGUCCAUUCGAAUGAUACGGGAGAUCGAGAUUUAUUGGAAUCACGCCAGGUAUCGACCGGGCGAUACGAUCGCUCUUUACACGGGCGAGCCCACAAACGGCCUCGAGCCAAUUUAUACCCUGAUACCAAACGCGCCGAGUGGCAUCAAGAGGACCGGACUGCAGGCCACGUUCGUUCCCACCUCGAAUCUCACGUUCCAUCAGCAGUGCUUACAGUAUCAUGUCGCUUGGCUGAGAAAUGGCACGGUAAGACUGACAAAUUGUCUGCAAACGCAGCCUCGCUGGAUGGAGGAGAGAAGAACCAUCUUAGGACCAUUGCCAUUGAGAAGGGUAUUCCUGCCUGGUACGCACGAUUCCGCGUCAUACGCGAUACAUGAACGAGCGAACUCCGAGAAUAUCGUCGAGAGAUACGUGAUAACGCAGGAUGUGGACGUACUCGCGCAACUGAUCUACGGGGUCCGAUAUCUCGACAUCAGAGUCGGACACUAUCCCAACACCAAUUCAGUAUGGUGGGCGAAUCACGGAGUGUUCAAGUCUGUUCCCAUGCAGACUGUCGUGAACCAAGUGAAGACUUUCCUCGACAACACAAACGAGAUCGUAAUUUUUGACGUCCAAGAAUUUCCAGUUGGUUUUGGAAAAAAUAUGGGGGUACAUCGUGAGUUCGUUGGAUUUCUAGAGGAACAAUUCGCUGGGUACUAUCUGCCGAGGUGGUACCCAGUAGGUGCGGAUCCGGUUUACGGAUGGAUCAGUACGAUGGAUAGGAUUUGGUCAACCGGGAAAAGACUUAUCAUCGGUUAUGAUCACAACGAAGUCAUCGGGGAUUACAGGAGCUUAUGGCCCUGCGUGAUACAUCAAUGGGGAAACGUCAGGACUAUUGAAGACUUGUUCAAUUAUCUGAAUCGCAUCGAAACGGAAAAUUUCGCCGGCUCGCUGCUUAAUAUAACACCAAGAUCGGCAAUGGCAGAAUUAACGCCCAAUACAUGGGACGUAAUCUUAAAUCGACUUGGAAGUAUCCGUCAAAUGGCGGACAAAGUUAAUAUCAAUGUUACAAAUUGGUAUAACAGCAAGUGGCAAAAUACUGCCAAUAUCGUUGCCGUCGACUUUGUCCGUUCGUCCGGCAUCAUCGAAACCGCGAUCGAAUGGAACGAAAGACGAAAUUCACAUUGUUGAAAACCCCUUCUCUAUAUUCUAUUCACGCGGGAAUUGAAGAAACGUACAAACUGAAGUUCACUAAAUGCACCAUUAAUCUAUAGGUCUGUUCUUGGUCGCUGCACUGCUCGCUAUACUGGUGCAAUAAGUUAGAAUGAGAAAAAAAUAUAUUUGUCGUAUUCUAACUUAUUGCAUCAGUGCAGCAGUGUAGUGACUGAGAACAGGCCUUGUAAUAUGCAAAACAAUUUUUAUACAAAAUAGUACUUAAUAAUUUAUUAUUUUGCUUCUAUAAUUUUAUCAACAGUUACGUGUUGUAUGAAUAUUAAUAAAUUUUAUACACAAGGUGAGCGAUGCAAUUAGACAAUGUCUAAUAAAAAAAAAUGUAAAUGUC